UAGUGAAUGGCUGUCCUCACUACACACCUCCACUCUCCUAGUCCUAUAUUAUCAUCUCCCUUUUCAUAUUUCUCUCUCUCUAUCUCUCUCCAUGGCAGCACUGCAGUCUCUGGCCUUCUCUUCUCCCAUCUCUCAUUGCGCCCACCACCCUCGCUGCAUUCCAGCAACAACUCAUUCUCGUGUAAGCUCAUCGUUCAAUGGCCAAUCUUUACAUCUAUCAAACUCGAAUUUCCCCAAACACAGCCAAAUACACAGCACGCGCAGGUUCACUGUGAUGAUGGUGAAACCAACCAUCCAAUUCAUACAGGGGACUAACGAGCAGACGAUCCCAGACGUGAGGCUAACAAAGUCAAGGGACGGGACUAACGGCAUGGCCAUCUUCACGUUCACCGAGCCAUCUGUUUUUGACUCAUCCACCGUAGUUGGUGACAUAACGGGCUUCUACAUGAUUGAUGAGGAAGGAACAAUUCAGUCAGUUGAUGUGAAUGCAAAGUUCGUGAACGGGAAGCCUGCUGGGAUCGAAGCCAAGUAUGUCAUGCGCACUCCGCGAGAGUGGGACAGGUUCAUGAGGUUUAUGGAGAGGUAUGCCGAAGCAAAUGGAUUGUCAUUUGUGAAGAAAUGAAGUGGUGAAAAUCUUUUUCACUCUUCUGCUUUCAAUUUUUUAUUCUAGUUUCCAUCUGUUGUUGAGUGAGAGAGAUAUUGAGAAGGUAUAUGUCAUUUGAUAAGAUGUCCUCAAAGGUAUGAAGGGUUUUGGUACUUGAUUC
Messenger RNA from Salvia hispanica, 764 nucleotides. RefSeq names its product photosystem II reaction center PSB28 protein (gene PSB28). Gene Ontology annotation, cellular component: chloroplast thylakoid membrane; photosystem II oxygen evolving complex; photosystem II. The record is from RefSeq and is a predicted model, not a curated record. Gene Ontology annotation, biological process: photosynthesis. NCBI's taxonomy places the organism in Eukaryota, Viridiplantae, Streptophyta, Magnoliopsida, Lamiales, Lamiaceae.